Molecule: messenger RNA, 681 nt
Organism: Formica exsecta
Lineage: Eukaryota; Metazoa; Arthropoda; Insecta; Hymenoptera; Formicidae
Exons: 1
Coding region: 1-681 (226 amino acids)
Source: RefSeq, a predicted model, not a curated record
AUGGAGCGAGGCUUUAGCUUUAAGAAGGCGAUCAGAACGAUCUCAGGAUAUAGGACAGUUUCAGGGAAAGCCGCUAUGUUGUUGUCCAGAAUUCCCUCGAUAUAUAUACUUGCGGCCUCUCGUAGAAGAGUUUAUGAACGGAUCAGGGACCUCAGGUUGUCCGAGGAAUGGUCCAAAGAGGAUGAGAGCGAGAUCAAACUGGAGGAGGAAAUAUUGAUGAGACGGCAGUGGGACUUGCACCUGCGAAGUCCGAACUUAGCAGGAACAAGGACCAGGGAGGCCAUACUGCCUAAUUUUCAUGAUUGGUUAAACAGGAGACAUGGCAGUAUGGCGUUCCAUCUGACACAGCUGCUCACGGGUCACGGCUGUUUUGGUACGUACUUGUACAGGAUUAAUAAGGUAGUGAGUCCGACCUGUGAGCACUGCGAUGAGGAAUUAGAAGACUCCGCUGAACAUACCUUGCGAGAAUGUGGAGCAUGGAAGGCGGAGAGGGAAGCCCUUCAGGCUACCAUAGGUUGCGAAUUAUCUUUAGGGACUGUGAUAGGCGAAAUGUGUAGUACAAAGGAAGCGUGGACAGCCAUGACUCACUUCGCUGAAACCGUGAUGCUUAAGAAAGAGGAUGCGGAGAGACGUCGUCAAGAACAGGAGCAGAGAGCUGACGAUAGCGAUCAAUCCGGAUGA